Molecule: messenger RNA, 1731 nt
Organism: Thermothielavioides terrestris NRRL 8126
Lineage: Eukaryota; Fungi; Ascomycota; Sordariomycetes; Sordariales; Chaetomiaceae
Exons: 1
Coding region: 22-1626 (534 amino acids)
Source: RefSeq, a predicted model, not a curated record
CAAGUCCCGGACCACGGGACCAUGUGCAACUUGCCUGCUGACUUCCCCAGAUACCCGAGUUUCGACCCUGGCGGCCAGACACUGCCUCCUCCCGUUCCCGGCGGACCGCUGCUACAAGUCCUCGUUCAACCGCGGUACAGCCUCUACUUGGACAGCGAACAGUACGGCGAGUUCGUCGUCAACGCCGAGCUGUCGCAGUUCCAGGGCACGCCCUGGCCGAACACCACGAGCACGUCCAAGUGGGCGAACCGGCUGAUCUUCUCCAUCAACCUCGUCGAGGACGACGAGCCGCUGGUUGAGAACACGGUGGCUGUCAACUCCACCGGCAACCUCUUCCGCUUCGAGCUGUCCCGUCUAAAGCCCAGCCUGGAUCCCAUCCAGGUCGUGCUGUAUGGCGCGCCAGAAGAGGGCACCCCAACCUGGACGGCGACGACCUCCCUGUUCUAUCUCCCCGACAAGACUGACGGCAGCAUCACACGCAUCGACAACCUCCACGGCGGCCUCUGGUUCCGCAACGCCGCAACCAACCACCAGUUCACGCCCUUCUUCCCCUUCGGCUUCUACGCCUCCUACGACGGCUUCCUCCGCACCAACGACACCGCCCCCAUCGACCACUACUCCUCCCUCGGCCUGACCGCCAUGACCCCGCUGACCACCUUCGCCGACUCCGCCGCCGUGCUGACCUACAUCUCCGCCCACACGCCGGUCCGCCUCAUGUACGACCUCCGCGAGGGCUACAAGAACCUGAGCUACGUGCGCGCCAACGUGCUCGCCGCGCGCGCCUCGCCGGCCCUCUUCGCCUACUGGACCGCCGACGAGCCGGACGGGUGGCAGGACCCGUUCGCCGCGCCGGAGCAGGCGCGCGACCUGAUCCGCGCGCUCGACCCGUACCACCCGGUCGCCGUCACUCUCAACUGCGCCGACUACUACUUCGGCCCCUACUCGGCCGCCGCCGACCUGCUCAUGGCCGACGUCUACCCCAUCGGCAUCAAUUCCACCUUCUCCAAGUGGGGCACCGUCUGCAACGCGACCUACGGCGACUGCGGCUGCGACCGCUGCGAGGGCGUGGUGGGCGACGUGGUGACGCGCCUGGAGGACUGGGCGCGCUUCGAGCGCUACCUCGGCCGCUGGCCCAAGACGAAGCUGUUCAACCCGCAGGCGUUCCACGGCGAGGACUACUGGCUGCGGGAUCCGAGCACCGAGGAAACGUGGGUGAUGAUCGCGCUGGCGGUCAACCACGGCGCGAAGGGGUCCAUCGCGUGGGUGUGGCCGCCCAGCGACGUGCUGGCGGAGGCGCAUGGGAAGAUGGCGACCGUGCUGACCGGGGAGGACGUGGUGGGGUUUAUUGUGGGCGGCGACGGGCCGAGGAGGAUUGAGGUCGAUGUGCCCGGGACGGAGGUGGUGGAUGUCGCCUGCUGGGUUGCGGGCGGGAAGAUGCUGGUUAGCGUGGUCAACGGCGGAUAUGUGCCAGUGGAAGGGGGUGUGGAGGUACCGGUGCCGAAUGCCACAGUUAUCGAAAGCACACCAUGGGGGAGCGUGCAGUGGAAGUUGGAGGGCGGUAAGUUGUCGGUUCCGCUGCUACCGGCGCUGGCCACGAGCAUGGUGAUACUGAACCUGCGUGGGUGAGACAUCGAGAUGUGGCGGAAACAAUGCAACCCAUUGCUGCAUGUAUUGUGUUAGGGGGGUAUCUCAGGUAUAACUCGACGUUGCCUCCCCAUUGCGCAUAUCCCU